Molecule: messenger RNA, 1860 nt
Organism: Mangifera indica (mango)
Lineage: Eukaryota; Viridiplantae; Streptophyta; Magnoliopsida; Sapindales; Anacardiaceae
Product: receptor kinase-like protein Xa21
Exons: 3
Coding region: 1-1860 (619 amino acids)
Molecular function (GO): protein binding
Source: RefSeq, a predicted model, not a curated record
AUGAGUAAAAAGAUAAACAAUUCAGCUUACAGUCAAUUCUUUCUUCUUUGCAUCACUCUGAUGCAUGUUACAAGUUUAACAACAACUAGAAAACUGGCUGAAAAUGAGACGGAUCUUGUUGCCUUGGAGAGCUUCAAGAAAAAUAUUAUCCAUGAUCCUCAAGGGGUCCUGAAUUCCUGGAAUGAUUCUCAUCAUUUCUGUGAGUGGGUGGGCAUCGCUUGCGGCCGCAAACAUAGAAGAGUCACCGUGCUAGACCUAAAUUCAAGAGGUUUAAUUGGGUCUCUGACGCCUUACAUCGGCAACCUCAGCUUCCUGAGGGAUAUUAAAAUGUGCAACAACAGCAUCCAUGGUGAAAUCCCUAACGAAAUGGGCCACCUGCGAAGGGAAAAUUCCAUCGGAGUUGGCCUCCUUGUACAAUCUCAAAGACGUAUUUCUACACGGGAACAAGUUGACAGGUGGCAUCCCAGCUUUUCUUGGGAACCUUCCUCCCUGGAAGUUAUAUCCAUUUGUUGCAAUGGAUUGGGAGGAGUUAUUCCAGAAUCAUUGGGUCGACUUAAAAGUUUAACAAAGCUUGGACUCGGCGGAAACAACCUAUUCGGCACAGUCCCGCCUUCCUUGUACAAUCUUUCCUUCCUGGAAAUUUUUUCUGUGUCUAACAGUCAACUUCAUGGAAGUUUACCAACAAAUUUAGGGCUUACUCUUCCCCAACUUCAAUUUUUUCAAAUCUCAGAAAACUUAUUUAGUGGAUCCAUAGCAGUUUCUUUGUCCAAUGCUACAAAACUUCAGUUCAUUGAAACGCGUGAUAACAAUUUGUCUGGAAAACUGCUAGUUGAUUUUGGACGCAUGAAAGAUCUUGGAAUCUUGAAUGUUGGCAUCAAUAAUUUAGGAGGCGGUGAAGGUGAUGAUAUGAGUUUUAUCGAUUCUUUGGUCAACUGCAGCAAUUUGUGGGGUUUGAUUUUAUCUGAAAACCAACUCAGAGGAGAAUUACCCAAUUCAUUAACUAAUCUGUCUAAACUCGAAGAACUAUACAUUGGUACCAAUCAAUUGUAUGGAAGCAUCCCUCCAGGGGUAGGUAAUCUUGUUAACUUAGAUUUAUUAGCAAUGGAGAAUAACCAAUUUGCAGGUACACUUCCCAAAGAAAUGGGUAACCUUCUUAAAGUAAGGGGAAUGACUCUUUUCAACAACCAACUUUCCGGAAAUAUUCCUUCCUCUCUGGGAAACUUGACACUGCUUAUUAAACUUCGUAUAAGCAACAACAAGUUAUCAGGAGUCAUUCCUUCUAGUCUGGGAAAUUUGAAACAGUUGAUAUUUCUGGAACUUCAACAAAAUAACCUCAACGGAACCAUACCAAAAGAGAUCUUCAAUAUAACUUAUCUGUCAAUUUCGCUAAAUUUAGCCCAAAACCAUUUGGUAGGUACCAUACCUCCAAACAUCGGUAAUUUGAAAGUUUUAUCAGAGUUUGAUGUGUCACACAAUAACUUGUCUGGCGAAAUUCUAACUGAAAUCAAUCUUUGUUCUAACCUUGAAUUCCUUAAAAUGGAGGACAAUUAUUUUCAUGGAUCUAUUCCUCCAUCUUUGAGUUCUUUGAAAGGUGUUCGAAAUAUUGAUCUUUCUUAUAAUAAUUUGUCUGGGAAAAUUCCAAAAUUCUUGGAGGUUCUUCCUCUCGAGAAUCUAAAUUUAUCAUUCAACAAUUGUGAGGGGGAAGUACCAGUGAAGGGAGUUUUCUCCAAUGCAAGUGCAAUAUCCGUCUUUGGAAACAGUGAUAAACUUUGCGGGGCCAUAGCUGAACUUCAUCUACCCAGAUGCACCAAUGAUCUCUCCAAGAAAGAACGGAUCUCCCCUAGAAAAUCAACAAUCUGA